Molecule: messenger RNA, 767 nt
Organism: Drosophila sechellia
Lineage: Eukaryota; Metazoa; Arthropoda; Insecta; Diptera; Drosophilidae
Gene: strat
Product: RAB interacting factor STRAT
Exons: 2
Coding region: 68-436 (122 amino acids)
Biological process (GO): post-Golgi vesicle-mediated transport; small GTPase-mediated signal transduction
Cellular component (GO): cytosol; membrane
Molecular function (GO): guanyl-nucleotide exchange factor activity; zinc ion binding
Source: RefSeq, a predicted model, not a curated record
GUCUGCUUGGGGAUCAACUGAUUACAUUUUAUGCAUUUGGUGCAAAAUUAAGACAGUUCCACAAAAAAUGACAGAGGAAGCUGAUUUUAGCGAGCAAAUCACCGAUGGGAAAAACAAAUCAAAUGUGCGCUGCCAGUUUUGCAACAGCUUGAUGCUGAAAGCCCAAGAGGGCACCUACAAUCAGGAGGAGGUGGAUGUGCCGCUGAUGAUGCAGAAGCAGGAUCGAUCGGCGGACAGCCUAAACAGCGAGCCACUGAAGGACUUCUGGCUGGUCAAGGACAUGAUGACGUUCGAGAACAUCGGCUUCUCCAAUACGGUGGACGGCAGAAAGUUCCUGGUUUGCGCGGACUGCGAGCGAGGACCCGUGGGCUACCAUGAUCUGAGCACCCGACACUGCUACCUGGCCCUCAAGAGGGUGGUGCACAAGGACACCUAGCUGCAGCGAUGCUAAACACUUGUGUCCAGUCUCUUGCAAUCCAUUUUACCAUGCCACUUGUCCGCUUAUCUUUAAUGAAUCAGUUUUCCUGGCUACGGAAUAGAAGCGAUUUACUUUUAUUUAGUUAGGGUGAAGUAAUUGAGUAUUUCCUUAAACAUGCACUAUUUGUACACUACCAUCCUCUAGUUACCUCAAGUAUCUAUGCUUUUAGUAAAGAUUGGCAAGCGAAUUCGCUGAAAAUUCGUGAAAUCGAAGGCCUAGUUUGUCGAGUUUAGAUUUAAGCGAAAUAAAACGUUUUUGCGUGCCUGGUUAGCAAAAGAUUGUGCAAGCA